AUGUCUGCCUGGGAUACCGAUACAGUCAAGAUUGGAAAGAAUGUCCGCAGCGGCGCCGGCGGACCCCGUGAGACUGUUGUCCGCGGUCAAUCAGCCCUCAACGCUGCUCGCCGUAGCGGUGCCGCCAUCGCGACCGAGAAGAAGUUCGGGGCUGGCAACGCUGCCUCCAAGCCCGGUGUAGAAGGCCAGCGCCUCACCAUGGUCGACCGCGCCGACGAUAUCGUCAAGCCCAAGACCGUCGGCAAGGAAGUCGGCCAGGCUAUCCAAAAAGCCCGCUCCGAAUUCGCCAACCCCAACGGCACCAAGGGCAUGACCCAGAAGGAUCUCGCCACCAAGUGCAACACUACCCCCACCAUCGUCGCCUCCUUCGAGCGCGGUGACGCCACCCCAGACCAGAAGGUCCUUUCCAAUAUGGAGCGCGUCCUCAACGUCAAACUCAGAGGGAGCGAUAUCGGCAAGCCAAAGUUUGAGAAGAAGGAGAAGAAGUGA
Molecule: messenger RNA, 489 nt
Organism: Podospora anserina S mat+
Lineage: Eukaryota; Fungi; Ascomycota; Sordariomycetes; Sordariales; Podosporaceae
Exons: 2
Coding region: 1-489 (162 amino acids)
Cellular component (GO): nucleus
Molecular function (GO): DNA binding
Source: RefSeq, a predicted model, not a curated record